This is a messenger RNA of Hydractinia symbiolongicarpus, 4422 nucleotides long. Its product is annotated as serine/threonine-protein kinase Nek1-like. Gene Ontology annotation, molecular function: protein kinase activity; ATP binding. The coding region runs from base 38 to 3760 and encodes 1240 amino acids. The record is from RefSeq and is a predicted model, not a curated record. Gene Ontology annotation, biological process: protein phosphorylation. NCBI's taxonomy places the organism in Eukaryota, Metazoa, Cnidaria, Hydrozoa, Anthoathecata, Hydractiniidae. The transcript is spliced from 37 exons.
CUGAUGAACAUUUAUUCUUUUUAGUCAAAUUAUCAAAAUGGAAAAUUAUGUAAAAGUGAAGAAAAUCGGUGAAGGCUCCUUUGGAAAAGCACUUUUAGUUAAACGAAAACACGAUGGAAAACAAUGUGUUGUGAAAGAAAUUGGAAUUUCUAAGAUGUCUUCAAAAGAAAGGGAAGAGUCUAAGAAGGAGGUUAAAGUACUGUCACAGCUCAAACACCCAAAUAUUGUCAGCUAUUUAGAAUCUUUUCAAGGUGAUGGAAAUCUUUACAUUGUCAUGGAUUAUUGUGAAGCAGGAGAUUUAUAUCAACAUAUUGUUAAACAAAGAGGAAUACAUAUGGACGAAACAAAGGUGUUGGACAUAUUUGUACAAUGUUGUCUUGCCAUUAAACAUAUUCACGAUAGAAAAAUUUUACACAGAGAUAUAAAAACACAGAAUAUAUUUUUGACUAAACAUUUUAUAGUUAAAUUAGGAGAUUUUGGAAUUGCUCGUGUUCUAAAAAGUACAAUGGAAUUAGCACAAACUUGCAUAGGAACACCUUAUUAUUUAUCUCCCGAAAUUGUGGAGAACAGACCCUAUAAUAAUAAAAGUGAUAUUUGGAGUCUAGGGUGUGUUUUAUAUGAAUUGGCGACGUUAAAGCAUGCAUUUGAAGCAGGAAACAUGAAGAAUCUAGUUAUGAAAAUUGUAAGAGGUUCAUAUCCGCCUGUACCCAACAGAUAUUCUUUUGAGUUGCGAUCCUUGGUCGCUCAAUGUUUUAAGAGAAGUCCUAUAGAACGACCUUCUAUCAAUUCCAUAUUAAAAAAACCAAUCAUUCAACAAAGAAUUGCGAAAUACCUCUCACCAGAGGAGUUGGAAUCUGAAUUUAGUCACACUGUGUUACAUCGAGAAAAGUUUAACAUGGCAAAGCCAUAUCCUUCAUCACGACCUCUAUCUGUAGCUGUAUUAAAAAAACCACAUGCAGGAAAAAGGUUAGCUGGUCCUGCAGCCGUUUAUGGAGUUUCUGUUGCGAAAAAGCCUGUACCGGUUCGAAAACCUCUCAGUGUACUACAAGCAGCUGCAAGACAGAAAAAAAGUUCAGAGCAGGUUGUAAAAAAUUCAUCGGACAAGCGAAGGGAGAUUGAUGCACGCGAGAGACGCAGGAAACAAUUACUUUCCCAAGAACAACAAUAUCAGGAUUAUAUGGCGAAAAUUCAAAAACAGCGAUGGGACAAACAACAGGUAGCUCAUAUGAAUAGAGCAAGAGAAGUUGGCUGGAAGAAUGUCCUGAGCUCAGAUGAAAAGAAAUUGAAAGUUGAAAUACCCCAAGCUAUCAAUGCAGCGAAAAAUAAAGAUGUGAUGAAGAAAUAUCAACCUCAAGCUAAUAUCGAAAAACAUCUAAAUAAACAACACCCUCAAUAUGAACAAAAACAACAGCAACAACAACAUGCAGAGGAAAAACCAGUCGCAAAACCGAUUAAUGCAUGGCAAGUGUCUGAAGAAGCUAAACAUAACGCUUUCAAAGCAGAAGAUGCAGCUGAACGAGCAAGGGUGUUGGAAGAAUUUUGGCAACGCAAGAAAGAAGCAGCAGCAUAUAAAGCUCGUGGUAACCAAGACAUGUAUGGGCGUGUGAACGUGGUGGCGAAAGAAGAAAAUCCAUUAUUGCAAUUCCACAUUGAGCAAAUGGCUGCUCAAAAAAAAGGACACGGAAGAAACAAACUAGAAGUGGACUAUUUAAAACAGUUGGAAGCAAUCCGUAAACAGAAUUACAUUGAAAGAAAGAAUUUACAAUGUGGUGGUGAUGGUAAACUUUAUGUACACAAAAAUGAGAAUAUUCCCGAUCCAAGGUAUGAUCCAGAUGCAAGAAGGAGAAAGAUAGAAGCAUUAAAGGAACAAGCUGAACAGAGAUCUGCAAUGUUACGUCAGCAACUUGAAUUGAGAAAGAAACAAGUUGAAGAGAGAAUAGAGAAAGAACGACAGCAAAGAUUGAAGGAGAGGAAAAAUCAACCAAUCGCAAAACAAGUUGCUAGGCCACUGCCAAAAUUGAAUGAGAAAGAAAUGAAGAAAGAAAAAAUCGUUACUCCUGCUGUUGGUUUGGAAACAGCGAUGAAUCAAGUUGUAAAGCCUAAACUUUUUCGAUCGUGCUCAGAGGGUGACCUUGCUGAUCUGGUGAAGCCAGUGGAGAAGGUGCAGCGUAAGAAUUGGGGUGGGGUUGCUCCUGUUCAGUCGGCACUGGCUAAUAUGCCCUUGGAAAUCACAUCUUCUGCAAUGGAAGCAACUACUGCUGGUAAUGUUGAGCCUAAUGCAAAUCCUUCCAAAGAUAUGCCAUCUCGAAGACAAUGGCUACCAGAUGGUAAAACACAAUUUGUUUCCAUGUUACAUAAUAUUGAGCUGAGUGGAACUCAAAUGCCUACCAUGACCAUAAAAGCUGAUCAAGAACAUCAAUCAUCAAAUCUAAGAAAUGGGCUUGGAAAGAUUGGAGAAACUAUAAUAUUAUCGUCAAAACCUAACCAUGUUGACACAAGCAAAACUAUAACGAUCUCCAAUAAAAAGGAAGAACUAGUGGAGAAAAUUGCAACCAGUGUGGCUGAGAAUAAAACUAUAGUUAUUUCUAAAGACAUGGAAAUUGAAAAUAACAGUGGCCUUUUGAAAAACGAAUCGGAUGAUAAGACGACAGCACUGCAACAGAGUUUAGAACAUGUCAAUAUUUCGCUGGAAGAAAAACCAGAAAGUGUAAAGGAAGAUGAAGAAUUAAUUGAUAUAUCGAAAAAUGAAACGAAGAAGUUUGUUGGAAAUCCUCCGAAAACUGCAUGGGCUGGCGAUGAAGAUGAAAAGAAAGAGAUAGAUGCGAAUGUUUCAAGAGAAAGCGAUGAUUCCUUUCACACUCCAAACCGUAUGGUUGGUUUGCAGACAGGUUGCUAUGAUAUCGAAAAAAAGCUUUUAAGAACAUGCUCUUUACCAGACUUAAGGAACAAUGCUGAAUCUCCUGUUUCGUUGAGCAUAUCAUUGGAAAGAGAAAAAUCUGUUGAAGCAAACGGGGAAAAACUUGCUUCGCUAGAUGACAACAAUGAAAAUGACAGUAACGAAUGUGUCAUGACUGAUAUUAACAAUGAUGAUGAAGAAGAGGAAGAAGAAGAAGAGGAGAAGGUAGGAGAAACAGAUGACGGAGAUGAAGAAGAAGAAAAGGAGAAGGUAGAAGAAACAGAUGACGGAGAUGAAGAAGAAGAAGAAGAAGAAGAAGAAGAAGAAGAAGAUGAGGAGCUACAAAAUGAAGAAUGUUUUGAGAAUGAUGACGAAGAAGAAAUUGAAGAUUUUGAAAGCAUGCUGGAAUCCAUGAGGGAUGUUUUGAAAAGCACAGCACACUCACCUGUUUCGACAACAGUGGUUGAUAAAGACGAUGUGAAACAAGAUGACAAAAAUUCUGAAGCAAACAUCAAUGCUGAUGAUGCCGAAGAUGAUAAUGAUGUUUGGGAAUCAGAAAAUGAGGAUGAUGAAAACAGUAAGAUGACAUUAAAACCAAAAGAAAAAGAUGCAAAACUGAAAGAAACGUUGUUUUCAAGAAUUGAAGAAUCAAGAAAAGCACUUGAAGAUGAACUAGGAUUGGAUUUGUUUGUUAAAAUAUAUAAACAUGUUCAGACGAUACAAGACAACGAGGAUGACGAACUUCAGCUAGAUACAGUAGAAGUAUCCGAACUUCUUGGAGAUAAAGAAUUUCUAUACCAAAAAAUUGUCUACUUAGUCAUGGCUGACAAUGCUUAUUGCGAAGGUAAUGAUGGCGUGUGUUAACCAAGGAAAGAUAUUCUUACUGGAAAUUCGCAGUAACAUACGACGAGAAGAUGGAGAUUCCAGCGAAAAUGAGAAGACGUUACUUGUCCAUGGAAUUAAUACUUUCUUUUUGUGAAUUAUACCUUUUUUGUAAAUUUCGGUUAGGUGACAAACUACUCUUUUUGUUGCAUCGCUUAACACAGUACGCUGUUUAACUCUCGGUAACUCGACUUAACGAAUGUUCGAGUUAAACGUAGCCCCCGUUAAGUUAAAUCUACUCGAAAAUGAGAGAAUAGUGUUCGAGUUAGCGAUUUUUUCAAAAACAACAUUUGCUAGUAAAAAGUUCAAUCUUCCCUUUUAAAUUAAUUUUAAUGCAUAUCAUAAAAACUAAAGAAAUUUAAAAUCCGAGAUUUAUUCUUUUGAUUUCUUUCUCUGAAGUAAACAGUUAUCCAAAAAAUUAGCUUCGGGGACUAAAAAAUACUCCCGCGUUCGAGAAUGGAGUUUUUUAUAAAGAAAAAUAAAGGAAAGUUCAAAGGACCCAAGAAGUAUAUAAUAUUGUUGUAGUAAAAUCGCUUUUACGGCAAAAAUAUGAUAAUUUGUAACACAUUAGAAAAAGCCAAAUAAAAACGAAUGCUUGUAUAUAUGUAAAUUGAUUUAAGAUAACAAUGCCUGAACCUAGAUGA